AUGUCAGUACUCAGGGGUAAGAUACCGAACCAUGGAUCGAUAAUAUCAUCCCGAUACUUCUCAAACGCAGUCAUAAGAUCCAACUUAUUCGGUGGUUCUAAGACCAUCAAUCAAUUCAAACAAUUCAAAUUUGAACCACCAUCAGGUAAAGGAGAAACCACCGCUAAUCCUGCUGAUUUAUUUAAAAAGAAUGAUAUCUUGAUGUUUUCCGAUAAACCCAUCAAUUAUAUCGAAAGUGUCAAAGCGAAUGGAUUCCAUUUGACUAAUAAUUUAUUAAUUACUUCUCCUGAUAAACAAAACAACAUCAUUGGGACUUUAAUGUUACAAAGUGAGACGUUUGAAGUUAAUCUUAGUAAUGGGGCAUAUGAAAUCAUCAAUGGGUUUAUAGUGGAGUUCAGUGAGAAGGAGAUCUUACAAGUUUUCAAUAAGAUCCAUCCUAAGCCUGAGAUUUUGGUUAUUGGAUUAGGUAAAAAGUCAAGAAUGUUAAGUGAAUCAAAUCGAAAAUAUUUAUCGAAUUUAGGAAUACAAUUAGAAAUCAGUGAUUCUAAUAAUGCUGCUCAAAUGUUUGAUUUAUUAGCUACAGAAAGACCAAAUACAAUAGGAGCGUUAUUAUUACCUCCAAAUGUUUGA
This is a messenger RNA of Scheffersomyces coipomensis, 630 nucleotides long. RefSeq lists its product as uncharacterized. The record is from RefSeq and is a predicted model, not a curated record. The coding region runs from base 1 to 630 and encodes 209 amino acids. Gene Ontology annotation, cellular component: mitochondrial inner membrane. NCBI's taxonomy places the organism in Eukaryota, Fungi, Ascomycota, Pichiomycetes, Serinales, Debaryomycetaceae. The transcript has a single exon. Gene Ontology annotation, biological process: mitochondrial respiratory chain complex I assembly.